Messenger RNA from Phytophthora infestans T30-4, 348 nucleotides. Its product is annotated as secreted RxLR effector peptide protein, putative. The coding region runs from base 1 to 348 and encodes 115 amino acids. The record is from RefSeq and is a predicted model, not a curated record. The transcript has a single exon. Lineage: Eukaryota; Oomycota; Peronosporomycetes; Peronosporales; Peronosporaceae.
AUGCGCUUCAUCUACUUUCUUCUCGUUGGCAGUGCUGCCAUUUUCGCGAUCUCCGAAGGUGCAGUGCCAACUCCAUCCAAGCAGCUGAAGAUUUCGUCCGCAGACGUGCUUCGUCCAGUAGAUGAAGCUUUGUCAAGGAGAGUCCUGAGAAGUCGUGAUACAGCUGAAGCUAGUGAAGACUUGAGCGACGAAGAGCGCGGACCCUACAGCUACCUUUAUUAUCUGAUCAGGAACAAACGGCAGGAGGGGGAAAUAAAGAAAGUAGUUGCGAAGUUGAUCAAGGACAAGGCGGAGUUCGAGAAAUUAUUCAGUGCUGGAGUAUUACCCUCGCACUACUUCGACGGCUGA